AUGGCCCUCUUGUUAUGUUAGUCUGUGUCUUACAAUUUUUAUCAAAAUCAAUUAAAAGUGUUUUGUGUAAAUUCUCGACUUACAGAUAGAUAAAGGCUAGCCAUCAUACUGUAUUUCUGUGUGUGAAUUUUCGGUCUCCGAUCGGCAAUUAUUUUAGGCUAAAUAAUUCAAAGUGUUGGGCUACUUUUUGGAGUUUUUUACACCAAUUUCAUUUAUAAACAAUUGGAAAUUAAAUUCUUAAUGGGAAUCGUGAAUUUUUCAUCAUAUUUUUGUGAAAUUUUAGCAUUCUUUAGAUUGUGAAAAGACAUAUUCCGACUUAAAUUGCUGUGCAAGAUUUUCUCUCAUUUCACAAAUUUCUCUGAGAUUUUGGUGAUUUUUUUUGCGAGAAAUCGCGGAAAAUCGCCCCCAAGAAUGAUCCUUGUUUAACAUUUGUGAAGAAAUUUCUCUUUCUCCGACUUUCUAGUCAAAAUGAAGACAAAAAAUUUUUUCAAUAUAUUUGGUUAUUUUGAAGUGUUUUAUUAGCUCACCUGUCACAAAGUGACAGGGUGAGCUUUUGUGAUCGCUUUUCGUCCAGCGUCCGUCCAUCGACCGUCCGUCGUCCGUCCGUAAACUUUUACUUUAAAUGACAUCUCCUCAUAAACCACUAAGCCAAUUUCAUCCAAACUUCACAGGAAUGUUCCUUUGGUGGUCACCUUUAAAAAUUGUUCAAAGAAUUUAAUUCCAUGCAGAACUCUGGUUGCCAUGGCAACCAAAAGAAAAAACUUUAAAUAUCUUCUUUUAAAAAACCCAAAGAGCUAGAGCUUAAAUAGAUAUUUGGCAUGAACCAUCUUCUAGUGAGUGUCUACCAAGUUUGUUCAAAUAAAAGCCCUGGGGUCAUAAUUGGCCCCGCCCCAGGGGGUCAUUGAUUUUCCCUAUAUGCAUAUAGUAAAAACUUAAAAAAUCUUCUUUUAAAGAACCCAUAGAGCUAGAGCUAAGAUAUUUAGCAUGAAACAUGUUCUAAUGGGUGUCUACCAAGUUUGUUCAAAUAAAAGCCCUGGGGUCAAAAUUGGCCCCGCCCCAGGGGGUCAUUGAUUUUCCCUAUAUGCAUAUAGUAAAAACUUAAAAAAUCUUCUUUUAAAGAUCCCAAAGAGCUAGAGCUAAGAUAUUUAGCAUGAAACAUGUUCUAAUGGGUGUCUACAAAGUUUGUUCAAAUAAAAGCCCUUGGGUCAAAAUUGGCCCCGCCCCGGGGGUCAUUGAUUUUCCUUAUAUGUGUAUAGUAAAAACUUAAAAAAUCUUCUUUGAAAAAACCCAUAUAGCUAGAGUUUAGAUAUUAAGCAUGAAACAUCUUCUAGUGAGUGUCUACAAAGUUUGUUCAAAUAAAAGCCCUCGGGUCAAAAUUGGCCCCGUCCCAGGGGGUCAUUGAUUUUCCCUAUAUGCAUAUAGUAAAAACUUAAAAAAUCUUCUUUUAAAGAACCCAAAGAGCUAGAGCUAAGAUAUUUAGCAUGAAACAUGUUCUAAUGGGUGUCUACUUAGUUUGUUCAAAUUAAAGCCCUGGGGUCAAAAUUGGCUCCGCCCCGGGGGUCAUUGCUUUCCUUAUAUGUGUAUAGCAAAAACUUAAAAAAUCUUUUUUGAAAAAACCAAAAUAGCUAGAAUUAGAUAUUAAGCAUGAAACAUCUUCUAAUAAGUGUCUACAAAGUAUGUUCAAAUAAAAGCCCUUGGGUCAAAACUGGCCCCGCCCCAGGAGUGUCAUUGUUUUUUAAUAUAUGUGUAUAGUAAAAACUUAAAAAAUCUCCUUUUAAAAAAAUCCAAUGAGCUAGAGCUUAGAUGUUUAGCAUGAAACAUCUUCUUAUGGGUGUCUACCAAGUUUGUUCAAAUAAAAGCCCUUGGGUUAAAAUUAACUCUGCCAGGGGGGGGAGAAGGUCAUUGUUUUUCCUUAUAUGUGUAUAGCAAAAACUUAACAUCAUGAAACAUCUUCUAAUGGGUGUCUUAAUUCCAAGUUUGUUCAAAUAAAAGCCCUGGGGGUUUAAACUGGCCCCGCUUUGGGGGCCUAUAUACAGGUGAGCGACCUCAGGGCCAUCAUGGCCCUCUUGUAUAUAUUUUGAUAAAGAAUAGAUGGCUGCACAAUCUACAGAACUAGAAAUGGAGGUUUGGCGAAACGUCUUUGAUCAAAACAGGAGGAAGCUUAGAAUGUAUCUCAUUCCCGAGGAAAUCAUUGACCUGGACACAGGGUUCGAAUUAUUCUCCUUCAUUGACAGACGGGAUAUUAUGGAAGAGACAAAUACAACAAAGAAAAACGAAGAUAUCAUAAGAAAAGUAAGAUCAAAAGGCGAAGAUGCUUACAAAGACUUCAAAAUACGUCUUAAAAUUACAAAUCAAAGCAAGCUUGCAGAUCUUUUGACUUACACAGAGAGGGGAUUAAGUACAGAGGAGAUAGAGCAACAACUUGACAAAAUGUUGGAAGAACAAAUAACACAAAAAAGAGACCAAACAAUGGAGAGAAAACACAAAGAGAUUUUUUUAAGGUACUUACCAAAGUUUGUGGAUCAAGUGGACCCACAGCAGCUGCUUACAUAUUUGCCAUGUUUGUCCAAAAGUAGUAGGGACACAGUAGAUACUGCACAAAGAUCUGUGUCUAGAAGUUAUGCAGCUCAAGUACUACAUAGUCAUCUUGAAAGGCGACCGGAGGGAUUUCGUCAGCUUGUACUAGCGCUCCGACAUGAAAAUGUUGACUGCACAGAACUAGCAGAUCUUUUAGAUCCUCAACAUUGCUACGAUCCAUCUAAUGAAGGUAUAUAUCACACAUGGUAAUUAUACUCAACCACAUUAUGUGGAGGGCACUGUACUAGAAUCACUGUCAUGGCCCUUUGUCAGUCAGUCAGUAGUUUGGUCAGUCUGUCCGUCCAUUUUUAUGGUGUUUUAUCUAUAAAUCCUAUACUGGAAGGAUUUUGUUCAAACUGGGCUCAAAUAUUCACCU
Messenger RNA from Ruditapes philippinarum (Manila clam), 2953 nucleotides. RefSeq lists its product as uncharacterized. The record is from RefSeq and is a predicted model, not a curated record. NCBI's taxonomy places the organism in Eukaryota, Metazoa, Mollusca, Bivalvia, Venerida, Veneridae. The coding region runs from base 2092 to 2787 and encodes 231 amino acids. The transcript is spliced from 4 exons.